Dermacentor silvarum is the source of this 1026-nucleotide messenger RNA. RefSeq lists its product as uncharacterized. The coding region runs from base 1 to 1026 and encodes 341 amino acids. The transcript has a single exon. Lineage: Eukaryota; Metazoa; Arthropoda; Arachnida; Ixodida; Ixodidae. The record is from RefSeq and is a predicted model, not a curated record.
AUGUGCUUCAUUAGUGAGUCAGGGACAUCAACUCAAGUGACGCAUCUUGAGACAUGCGACAACAGUGUGCAACACAAGCCAGAGGUCAGUAGCAGGCAUAGUGGCUCUGACCACAGAACCAGCUACUUCUCCGGCUACGACAGCAUCGCUAAAUCUGCAAAUGCAUUGCAAGACCUGUGCAGUGUCAGCAAAGAAGUGUUUGCAAUGCUUCUGAGCAUGCUUCCACCUUCAGAGCGAAAAUGUGAUGUCACUGCUGAGAAUAGGCUUCUUUUGUUUCUUUUGAAGUUAAAGCUUGGAAUCAGCUACUCAUCACUGGCUAUUCUCUUCUCGGUAAGCGAAACGUCGGCAUCAAGGCAUUUCAAGAGUGUUCUCAAAACGCUCGCUGUGGCAACUAAACAAUGGAUUUUUCGCCCCCCAUCAAGAGUGAUUCAGGCCACAAUGCCAGACAGCUUUAAGGUGCAUUAUCCUAGCUGCACUAUGAUUAUUGACUGCACAGAAAUACGUACAGAGCAGCCACCAACUGUGCAACAAGAACGAGUCUUGUACUCAAAUUACAAAGGUGCAUAUACACUGAAGUUUUUAGUGGCUGUAACACCAGGAGGAAUGAUUUGUUUUUGUUCAAAGGCCUAUGGUGGUAGACUGUCUGAUGCCCACAUUACAGUUGAUUCUGGUUUCCUCGAUCUUGUUCAACCUGGGGAUACAGUUCUUGCCGAUAAGGGAUUUCCAGGCAUCCAGACAGUUUUAGGAAACCAGAAUGCUGUUCUUGUUAUGCCUCCAUUUCUCCAUGCCUCUCAGUUUACGCCAGAGGAGGUUAGGGACACUUACAAUAUCGCUCAAGUGCGGAUACAUGUCGAACGAAUGAUUCAGAGGAUUAAAAUAUAUAAUGUCUUGAACAACAAAGUACCAACUGAGCUUAUUCCAUGCAUGACGGAUGUUUUUCAUGUCUGCUGUGUGCUAGCAAACCUCCAGCUCCCAAUAAUUAAGUGCAAAGAACAACAACAGUCAUUUGUCGUGUCUGCAUCAUGA